Messenger RNA from Stylonychia lemnae, 2421 nucleotides. The record is from the annotation of a GenBank genome assembly. Lineage: Eukaryota; Ciliophora; Spirotrichea; Sporadotrichida; Oxytrichidae.
AUGUGUUAAUAGUUGGAGGAGGGCCAGCAGGUAAUUUCACUUAUUUAACCUUUGAACUUAGGUCUUGCUGCUGCCAUCAAACUCAGGUAGCUUUCACAAGAAAAGAAUCAAGACAUAACAGUCUGUUUAAUUGAAAAGGGUGCAAAAAUAGGUGCACAUAUACUCUCUGGAAAUGUUUUCUAGCCUAUAGCAUUGAAUGAGUUACUCCCAGAGUGGAAGUAAGAAGAGGUAAUUACCAAUCAUGAUGUUUAUGAUGAAAUCUAGGCUCCAUUAACUACUCCAGUAAUUGAGGAUAAAUUUACCAUAUUGUUCGAAAAAAGUCACUUUAACAUUCCCUACGCUCUAUUACCUUCAUCGGUUCAUAAUACAGGAAACUACAUCAUUAGUUUAGGCAAUCUCUGCGAAUGGAUGGGAGAAAAGGCUGAAGGAUUAGGAGUCGAUGUUUUACCAGGAAUAGCUGGAGAUUAAAUUCAUUAUAAUAGCGAUGGCAGUGUAGGAGGUAUUAUUACAGGUGAUUUCGGUAUAGCAAAGGAUGGCUCAUUUAAAGAUAAUUAUUCUCCUGGGAUUUAGAUUAAUGCAAAGCAAACUAUAUUUGCUGAGGGAUGCAGAGGGUCAUUAACAGAGAGAGUGAAGAAACAAUUUUAGUUAGAUAAACAUGCGACAGGGAUGUAGCACUACGGAAUUGGUUUGAAAGAAGUAUGGAGAAUCGAUGAAAACAAUCCACAUUUCAAGGCUGGAAGAGUUUAGCAUACUAUUAACUGGCCUCUGAAAUCUAAUGUAUAUGGAGGAAGUUUCCUUUAUCACAUGAAACCAAAUCUUGUGCAUGUAGGGCUAGUUGUAGGGCUUGACUACGAGAAUCCAUACCUUAAUCCCUAUGAAGAAUUCUAAAAAUACAAAACACACAAGGAGAUUAGCAAGAUCUUAGAAGGUGGAGAGUGCUUGUCAUACGGAGCGAGAGUCUUAAAUGAAGGAGGGUAUCAUGCCAUCCCCAAACUCUCAUUCCCAGGUGGAAUGCUUUCUGGAGAUUCAGCUGGAUUCUUGAAUGUUGCUAAAAUUAAGGGAUCUCAUAACGCGAUCAAAUCAGGUAUGAUUGCUGCUGAAAGCAUUUUUGAGAGAAUCCAAACUGGAGAGCACUUAGAAAAUGUGGAGCUUACACAGUAUGAAAAGAACAUCAGAUCUUCAUGGAUUAUGAAAGAGCUUAGAGAAUCAAGGAAUUUCAAGGGAGGAUUUGACUAUGGUCUCUGGGCAGGACUCUUGCAUGGCAGAUUAAUUACCAUGACUAAAGGAAAAGAACCGUGGACUUUAACUCACACUAAAUCAGAUAGUCAAAAGACAAAGCCGAAGGAUUAGUUUAAGCCAAUUGAAUAUCCAAAGAAGGACGGAAAGCUUACAUUUGAUUUGUUAACAAAUUUAACGAGAAGUGGAACUAAUCACGAUCAUGACCAACCAUCUCAUCUGAGAAUAAAGAAAGGAAUGGAGAAUGUGCCUUUAGAGGUUUCCUAUAAUAAAUUUGGAGCACCUGAAUCAAGAUUCUGUCCAGCUAAAGUUUACGAGUAUAUUCCAGACGAGAAUAAUCAGCCUAAACUUUAAAUUAACGCCUAAAACUGCCUGCAUUGUAAAUGUUGUGCUAUAAAAACACCUCAGGAAUUCAUAGAUUGGAAUGUUCCUGAAGGAGGAGGUGGACCAGCCUAAAAAAAUAUGUCAGUGAGUCUAAGACAAAAGCUUGGAAAGGCUUUCCUCCAAAACAGAUCUGCUACCAUGGCCACUAGAGCUCACCCAGGCCAAGCUGCUAUUGCCAACUAUACCCAGCAGAACAAUGAUUUGACUAAUAAAUGGUUGAAUAGACUCAGAUUGACUGCCUCCACCAACAUCGCUAGAGAUCAACUCGGUCAAUUAUCAACAAUCAUUGAGCACUUCAACAAGCCAUCCCACAACUAAGGCCUCUCAUAAAUCCACUGGAAUGAAUGGGCAAGCAACCUUCACACUAGCGGUGUUGUUGAGAAAAUUAGAGCUAAGUAUGACAAUUUCAUGAAGGCUGAAUAUAAUGUUGAAGCUGCAGUCGGUCAAAUCGGCAACAGAAACGAGAAGAUGAAGGCUUUAGAAAUCGCUAGUGAGUACAACUUCAUGCUCUAUCUUGUCCACUUCGUUGAGCACCUCGAUACUCUUGAGACCAUUAGAAACGUUGGAGAUGUUAAUGAGUUAUCAAACCUUGAGAUGUUAGCCCUUACCCCAACUCUCGAUACUCUUCAUUCCAUCAAUGUUGAGAUGGGAAAUAUCGCUCCAGAGGACUACGUCGAGGAUGGAAUAUACACUAGACUCUGCACCUAAUUCUCCUGGGGAUCAAGAUACAACCCACCAUUCGUUCACUCAUCAGAUGCCCUCAACGCAGUCGUCGCCACCUUGGCCAAGCUCGGUAAAUGA